ACAGUGAGUGGGUGAGAGGUUCUAAAUGGACAGUGAGGAGCCCACGUGCUCAGUACAGACAGGCUGUGCUGUGGUACGUUUUGAAAUCCUACUGCUCCUCUAGUUGAGGGUUUACGGUGAUAAGCGGCACUGUUGAGGAGGCGGUGUGAGUUUCAGAGUGUAUCUGACUGCCUGCUGCCGGAAGUGAAACAGAGUGGCACUGUGGAUGAAGGAGAAUCCGGCAGCUUCUCUGAUGGAACAUUUCAGCCUCAGGUCACAUUUGUUUGGAUUAUUUCUCCUGAUCACCCAAAGCCAGUGUCCCGCAAGCGCUGGAGAUGUCACCAAACCCAACUUUGUGCUCAUGAUGGCCGAUGACCUGGGCAUAGGAGAUGUCGGCUGCUAUGGGAACGAUACGAUCAGAACCCCAAACAUCGACAGGCUGGCGCUGGACGGGGUCAAGCUGACCCAGCACAUCGCUGCUGCUCCGCUGUGCACCCCCAGCAGGGCCGCGUUCCUCACCGGCCGCUACGCUUUGCGCUCAGGCUUGGGCAGCACAGGAAGAGUGCAGGUGAUCAUGUUCGUCGGGGGUUCAGGAGGACUUCCCCCCAACGAGACCACGUUUGCUAAACUCCUGCAGAAGCAGGGAUACACUACAGGCCUCAUAGGAAAGUGGCACCUGGGCGUGAGCUGCAGGAGCAGGAAUGACCACUGCCACCACCCGAACAACCACGGCUUUGACUACUUCUAUGGGCUCCCCUUCACUUAUUUCAACGACUGUAAGCCUGGAGAGGGCAAAGAUGUUCUGGCUGACCUGCAGAAGACACUGUGGCAGAUGUCCAUGCUGGUGGGCCUGGGCCUGCUGACCCUGGUCCUGGUGCGGGUCACUGGAUUGUUGGAGGUCAGUGUGAAGCUGCUGGUGUUUUUGACGGCUGUCUGCCUGCUGGGCUUCACGGUGUGGUACGUACCUUUUGAGUUCCUGCAAACGUGGAACUGCAUCAUCAUGCGCAACGAGCAAGUGGUGGAGCAGCCGAUGGAGCCGGAUGCGCUGCCCGAAAAGCUUAUACAGGAGGCCGAACAGUUCGUGGAGAGGAACCAGAACAGGCCCUUUCUGCUGUUCCUGUCGCUGGCACACGUCCACACGCCACACUUCAUUUCCAGAGAGUUUUUCGGGAAGAGCAAACAUGGCCUGUACGGAGACAACGUGGAGGAGAUGGAUUCGAUGAUCGGCAGGAUGGUGAAGACUAUAGAUAGGCUCAACCUCGCUGACCGGACUCUGAUGUACUUCACCUCGGAUCACGGCGGUCACUUAGAAGAUUCCAAUGAACGCGGGCAGAGAGGAGGCUGGAACGGCAUCUAUCGAGGUGGUAAAGCCAUGGGGGGCUGGGAGGGAGGCAUUCGCGUGCCUGGAAUAUUCCGCUGGUCAGGUCGUCUGCCCGCAGGCCGGGUUGUGGACGAGCCCACAAGUCUGAUGGAUGUGUACCCCACUGUGGUGAAGCUAGCAGGAGGACAGCUGCCCCAGGACAGAGUUUUGGAUGGUCAUGAUCUGAUGCCGCUGUUAGAGGGGAAGACAGAGCGCUCAGAACACGAGUUCAUGUUGCAUUACUGCGGGAUUUACCUCAACGCCGCACGCUGGCAUCCCCCCGGCAGUGACUCCAUCUUUAAAGUCCAUUUCUUCACUCCAAACUUCUCGCCCCCUGGAGCCGGAGGCUGCUACCACACCAAGGUGUGUUUGUGCCACGGUGAUUUCGUCACCCACCACGACCCUCCACUGAUGUUCGACUUGUCCCGGGACCCUUCAGAGAGCAUCCCGCUAACAGCCGUGACGGAGCCCCGCCACGCUGAGGUGCUGUGGAGGGUCCGGCAGGCCGUGGAGGAACACCAAAAAACUCUGAGUCCGGUGGAGAAGCAGCUGUCCUGGGCAAACAUCCUGUGGAAGCCGUGGCUGCAGCCGUGCUGUGGAACGUUCCCCUUCUGCUCCUGCACCGAGACCAACAUCACAGCACACACACAGUAAGGGAUAUUAUAGGUUUAAAACCAUAUUUCAGCAAAAAAUCACAUUUUCCUAAUUUAAGUAAAAGAAACAGCAGCCAGUUUUGUUAUUACUGCAAGUAGUGUGUAAUUUAUAUGGUGAAUUAUUUCCUAGCUUUUUUUCUGUGACUCUGAAGAACAACACUAAAUAUUAUAUUUUAAAUAAAUAUGGAAGAUUCAAGGGCAUUUAUCAAUUUAAGUUUAAUGAGAAAAAGUUUAAAAAAAAGAUGAAGGACCAUAAAGAAGAAACAUGUCGAUGUUGAAUUUUGAGGAUCAAUUUUGUUUAUUAAUUCAAUUUCCUAAUAACAGAAUUACAGGAAUACAGUGCUGCCUGAAAGUUUGUGAUUGCUACAUCAUUUUAAGUCAUAACAGUAGAUGAAGAGAAUCCAAUAAAGCAAAUAACACAAAUAAUUAUGUAGUUUUUCAUCCAUUUAUUGAACAAAGUGAUCCAACACUAAAUGUCUUUGUUGUGAACCUCUAGAAUGGUCAGUUUGGUAUAGGCGAUAAUUAGAGUCAGCAGGUUCAAUCAGUUGUAUGACAGUCAGAGGGAGAUUGCUGAGAACCUCUGAAAAUGAUUUGCCUGUGCUUAUUAGGCUGGAAGUUCUGGGAGAUCACAAAGAACCCUAGGGUAACAGCUAAGGCUCUGCAGGCCUCUCUUACACUGUCCAGUGUUCGUGUUCAUGAGCCACCAUCCGGCAAACAUUGGGGAGGAAUAGUAUAAAUGGAAUGAUAGCAUUAAGAAAUCCACUACUCUCCAGUAAGAACUUUGUUGCCUGUUUAAAGUUUCCUAAAGACCACCUGGAUGAGCCAGAAGACCACUGAAAUAAUGGCAGUGUUUGGCAAAACUGAACACUGCAUUCCAGCAUAAGAACUUUGAAACAUGGUGGUGGCAGUAUCACAGUUUGGGGCUGUUUUCCUGCUAUUGGAGUAGAACAGCUUGGCGUCAUUUGAUGGAGCUCUGAAUUUUGGAUUGUAACAAGAAAUUCUACAGAUGAAUGUUAAGGCAUCCAUCCAUGAACAGAACCUCAACAGAAGUCCAGCUCUUAAUCCAAUAGAAAUGUUGAGGCAGAACCAAAGCUGUGGCAUUCAUGCAACAAAGCCCACCAGCUCCACAGAGUUGAAGCAGUUCUGUAAGGAGGUGCAGGCCAAGAUUUGUCCAAGUCAGUGUCCAGGGCAGAGGUUCACAUACUAUAACAAAGACAUUUAAUGUUAAAUUAUUAUGUUCAAUAAAGGAAUGAAAAACUAUAGACUUUUUGUGUUAUUAGUUUAACUGGGUUCUCUUUAUGUAUUUAUUAAAAAAUUCACAAAAUGAAAACUUUCGAGUAGCGUUUGGUGUGUGUAUAUAUAUGUAUAUAUGUAUGUAUAUAUAUAUAUUUCAAAAAAGCUACAUACAUACAUAUAUAUUUUUCAAAAAAGCUCGAUUUAGGACCAUCUACAGCACAUUCUCCAUCAAUCUGACGGACGCUUUCAUGGUGCAAAGAACCCUUUAAUCACGUAAAGGGUUCUUGAAGUGUUCCUGAUUCUAUACAGAACCAUUUUCUUUACUAAAGGCCUUUUGAAGAACCAUCUUUUUAUGAUUGUAUAUUGUAUUAAAAAUAAUACAAAGAUAUUAAAUGUUGAAACUUUUUUUACAUUACAGUGUAACAUAAAAACACAUAAAUAUGAAGUAAAACUGAGGUUUUGCAUUCCAGCUUCUCAGAGUUCCACCAGCUCAUCUCUGAAUGUGAACAUAUUAAUUUUGAAAGGUUUAAAACUAAUGAAUGCUGUGUAUUUAAUCGUGUAAAGAAGCAGAAAAGCUCAAUUUAGCAAGCGCUACAGGCUGCUACCUCAUUCUGUUCAAGAAACCUUAAGACCAGCCGGUCAUUCAUUCUGUAGCUCUGGUUCUGGACUGUUGAACCUGUUUUCAUAUUGUACCUGAAAGAUUGUUGUUAAUUUAACAAAGAACUGUUGCUAUGGUGCUUCUGUAAUCUGAGGACCAAUAAAAGUGCAGUGCAGUCUAA
Colossoma macropomum (tambaqui) is the source of this 4007-nucleotide messenger RNA. It is a transcript of the gene arsh, whose product is annotated as arylsulfatase H. Gene Ontology annotation, molecular function: arylsulfatase activity. The transcript has 11 exons. NCBI's taxonomy places the organism in Eukaryota, Metazoa, Chordata, Actinopteri, Characiformes, Serrasalmidae. The record is from RefSeq and is a predicted model, not a curated record. The coding region runs from base 206 to 1993 and encodes 595 amino acids.